AGCUUCCGGUUUGUCACUUUAUCGAGGGAAAUCAAGUGCGUUAUCAGUUUACAAGGAAUUUAUCAGUUGUGCGCGCCGGCCGUCUUUUCAGUCUUAACGGAUAUUCUUUAUCGAGUGUCUGGUAAAACCUAACAGAAGAGAAGAGUUCCCAAAGAUGAUAUUUUACACCUUCAUCUUCCUGUCACUGGUUAUAGGAUUCGAAGCUGCAACAUGCCCAGAAAUUGUCACCAGAGCUCAAUGGGGUGCCCGAACCGGAAGACCUGUCCCUGCAAUGAGAGUUCCUGUAAGUCAUGUGUUCAUUCACCAUACAGAUGGCGCCACAUGCAACAGCAAAGAUUCAUGCUCCAAAGUUGCUCGUCAAAUACAGAAUUAUCAUAUUGAUGUUAAAAAGUGGAGAGACAUAGGCUAUAGUUUCCUGGUGGGUGGAGAUGGUCGAAUCUACGAAGGUCGUGGUUGGGAAAAAGUCGGAUCUCACACUCUAGGUUACAACGCAAGAUCCAUCGGCAUUUCCUUCAUGGGAAAGUACGAUACCAUAGAACCGAGUCCUGCGAUGAUCGAUGCAGCAAGAAAACUCAUUGACUGUGGAGUUCAGCUGAAAUUCGUCACAACAUCUCGUCAAAUCCAUGGUCACCGGAAUGCCAAAUGCACGGAUUGCCCGGGAAAAGAUCUGUACAAUAUCAUCCAGAAAUGGCCUGGAUUCGUAGGAGGAAAAUUACCCGGGUACAUUUGCCAAUGAAUGGGCUUCAACUGAAUUUUCAUAUUUUUAUCUAUCAUCAUAAUUAUCUUGCUUUUGUCUUUGACUUCUAUUGAUGAUGCAUCGCAUUUUAUUCGUAUUUGCUAUAUACAUAUGAUAACAAAAUGUAGUUUAUAAAAAAUUCCAUAUUGUUUCUUUUUAUAAAUAAAUUGUUUAAUGUUCUUUUAAA
This is a messenger RNA of Argiope bruennichi, 923 nucleotides long. Its product is annotated as peptidoglycan recognition protein-like. Gene Ontology annotation, molecular function: zinc ion binding; peptidoglycan binding; N-acetylmuramoyl-L-alanine amidase activity. The transcript has 5 exons. Lineage: Eukaryota; Metazoa; Arthropoda; Arachnida; Araneae; Araneidae. The coding region runs from base 155 to 736 and encodes 193 amino acids. The record is from RefSeq and is a predicted model, not a curated record. Gene Ontology annotation, biological process: innate immune response; peptidoglycan catabolic process.